Messenger RNA from Cloeon dipterum, 780 nucleotides. RefSeq names its product cytochrome c oxidase subunit 6B1-like. The record is from RefSeq and is a predicted model, not a curated record. Gene Ontology annotation, molecular function: 3'-5' exonuclease activity; 5'-3' exonuclease activity. The coding region runs from base 148 to 552 and encodes 134 amino acids. Lineage: Eukaryota; Metazoa; Arthropoda; Insecta; Ephemeroptera; Baetidae. The transcript has 2 exons. Gene Ontology annotation, cellular component: mitochondrion; respiratory chain complex IV.
CUACUCUGCAAGACACAAAGUCAUCGCGCGGGUUUUACAGCAAAACUCGCCGGAUAUCGAUCGUCGCGACCGUCAUUUGUUUUUCUGUCGUAUUUGAAGGCCGGCCAUUUUAAUCGGUCUUAAGGUGCGCACAAGUGUCACAUCGGGAUGAUGUCCUCGGACAAAGAGCAGCAGCAGGCCGCCCCUGGCAAGGCCGAAGAUGAGAAGGAUGGAGGAAAGAAGAACGUGUUCAAGAACGAUGGCAGCUUUUUGGAAAUGUUCAAGAAGAUGCAAGAGGCCGCCAAAAAGGAACAGAAGCCAGAGGCCAAGCCGGAGGUAGCCGCCUCAAGCUCGCUGCUGGAGGAAAGCAAACCUCCGCCGGUUACAGUGGGCAAGCGGAGAGGAGGCCGAGUGCUGCCCACCGGACAAGUAAAAAAGCCCAAAAGCGAAUCUGACGGCGCCCAGACGAGCAACCCUCCCAAGGACGCCUGGUCAGCGUACAUGGCAGAGGUCAAGAAGUACCAAAGCUCCACCUGUGAAGAGGAGGGAAAAAACCGACCCCUUGUUAAAUAGUGCUCGCGAGAGAGGACAAUUAUUUAUAUAUUAUAACUGAUUUUGAUGUAUUAUUUUUCGUAUUUUCACAAGGCUAAUAGCUGUUAUGUUUUAUUAUGAUUGCACCAAUGAUUAUUUAAAAGUGCGGCGGACACUUAAAAAAUGCUGGUCCUUUGGAAUGCAACGACUGACCCCAAUUUCACGAAAUAGUGACUGUUGACUUCGGCAAGUUGUUCAUCUUUGACAAAA